Molecule: messenger RNA, 474 nt
Organism: Aspergillus nidulans FGSC A4
Lineage: Eukaryota; Fungi; Ascomycota; Eurotiomycetes; Eurotiales; Aspergillaceae
Product: DUF4267 domain-containing protein
Exons: 2
Coding region: 1-474 (157 amino acids)
Source: RefSeq, a predicted model, not a curated record
AUGGAAUGGGCGGCGGUAGUUGUCUCCUGGUUAGGAGCACAUCUACCAGGAUUCAUCAACCCCUCUAGCCCCAAUAUCGGCGGUAAUAUCGGAACCGCGCUGAUCUUGCGGGCCGUCCGCUGCUUCAUCCAACCACGGAGUCAAUACUCUGAAUUCGGCAUCCCCCGAGAAGUGCCCGAGAAUCCAAAUGGUCGCGCGGAGAGCGUCUCACCACUCAUCUUCGUCAAAGGGAUCCGCGAGCUGGGUUACGGUAUUGCUCUAGUCAGCCUGCAGAGGCUGCACGACGAAGCCGGACUGGGUCUUUUACUAUGGAUCGGGGCGUUUAUGAGUCUGGCGGAUGCGGGUGUUGUGCUUAUUUUUGGAAGGAGGAAUUACCAGAUGGUUGUCUUUCAUCUGCUAUUUGGGCUCUAUCAGGGGGCUGCCUGGUGGAUUCGGACGGCGGAUGGGCGUGGGAAAAAAGGGGCAGGCGGUUAG